Molecule: messenger RNA, 2913 nt
Organism: Ceutorhynchus assimilis (cabbage seed weevil)
Lineage: Eukaryota; Metazoa; Arthropoda; Insecta; Coleoptera; Curculionidae
Source: the annotation of a GenBank genome assembly
AUGGACUCUCCAACUCUGCAGUUGCUCUCCACCGAGGAAUUAAUGGAUGAAUUAGCGGCUGCCAUAAAUGAUACGACCGAGACAAAGGCAUCUGGGGCUGAGACAAUUCUGCUUCGUGAAGACUCCAUUGAAACUCAGCCUGUCCCUCAGAACGGCCUCACCAAAAUUCCGGAAACUGGCUCUCCAGAAAACCCCACCGAAGAUAUCCAACGGUUGAAUAUCCCUGUUGACGACUUGACCAAAGCUGAGUCAUUUCCAAGAUCCAUGGGAAUGGAGAAUAAUACACCUUAUGAAUGGACCGAGUCGGACAUCAUUAACAGUAACCCCACCACCAUGCCGCAUUUCCUGCCCGUAUCGCAAGGUCUAUGCUGGCGAUCAGCCGACCGUAUCUGUGAAGACUCUUCUACUGAGGAAGAACGAGAUGAAGUUAUUAAACAUCAAACCAAAAGGAAAAGAAAUGCAAACAAGUCUACAUACAAUGAUAGUAAUUAUGAGUUUUUUAAUAACAAUAAUAAUCCAGGCACAUCGAAACUACAGCCCGAGAUAGAGAGGGAUGAAGACCUCGAAGACACUAGUAGUGAAGUAGAAAUAGAAAGUGAAAAGACUAUAGUGGCAUCAGACCAGGCUUUAGACGGUGCUUUUGAAGUGUUGAUACCACAUAGUCAACUAUCAACGGAAUUCGAAAAAUUCGAGGAAAAAUUAUAUGAGUUUUUGAAAAAACUUGAAACAAACAUUGACCUCAAAUUUGCAGAAGUUGCUGUUAAGCUUGACCAUAUUGAUGAAAGACUAAGACAAUGUGAAUUGCCACCUGAAAAAGAUGAUACAAAUAUGUCCUUGUUAACAAAUUAUUCGUGGACAGGUUUGAGUAGGACAAGUGCAGCCAAAGAACCUUUCAACAAAUUAGGCAAUAUUUUAGAAGAGGAUGAAAAUGAUCCCUAUUCCGAUAGUGGGUCAGAAUAUGCUCCAGAAAAUGAGGAUAUGCACGAAAAUUCUUCUGAUUCUGAAUAUCCUGAAGAUGAUGAUGUUGAGAAAGUUGAGAUUGAUAAUAACGUUAUCGAAAAUGAGGAUGGUAAUAACAAUGAGACUCCAAAGUCUCCAAAUAGAGGAAGGAAACGCAAAAGAAACCCAAGUACAUGGAAACGAGUAGUCAAUUCUGCAAAUAGAUCCACUGGAAAAGCUUACGUCAAUAGAAGCGGUAGAAAUGUAUCCGAAAAAAAAUUCAAAAAUGCUGAUUGUCAAUGUGCUCGACGAUGCUCUACUAACGUAAGACCUGAAGAAAGGAAAAUCAUGUUUGAUUCUUUCUAUAAAUUAGGUGAUAAUACAAAGCAAAACAUUAACCUUCGAGGGCUAAUUCAAAACAGCCCAAUUAAACAGCGCCGUUCUAGAAAUUCUUCAAGACCACCAAAAUCAAAAACCAUAAAAUAUUUUUUAACUACUUCAACGAAGUCAACUCGUGUUUGCAAAAUUUUUUUUAUAGAUACGUUUCAAGUGAGCGAUGCACGCAUCUAUAAAAUCUCAUGUCAAUCAGAACCGUCUGCUUGCAUUGAUAAACGGGGCCAUAAAGAACCAAGUAAUAAAAUAGAUAUAACAAACGUCAAAGAACACAUACAAUCAUUCCCUUGUUACAAAAGUCAUUAUGCCCUAGCUGAUGCUCCAAAUAGAAGAUAUUUGAACCCAGAUUUAAAUAUCAGAAAAAUGUUUGUGCUGUAUGAACAGAAAUGCGAACAAGAAGGCUCACAGGCGGUCAAAGAAAAGAUGUAUUAUCACGUCUUUUCUACACAUUUUAAUCUUCAUUUUAAGCCACCUGCUAAAGAUACGUGCCAGCUAUGCGACAAUUUGCAGAACGUUAUCACUUUUGAGAAAGAUGAGGCAAAAAAAAAUACAGCAAUAAUAGAAAAAGAAGUCCACCUAAGAAAAGCACAAUUAGCCAGAUCAUGUCUUAACAAUGACAAGCUUUCUGCUGAUGAGAACGUUUACGUAUUAACAUUCGAUCUAGAAAAAGCUCUUCCUUUUCCAAAACUCAGCACUUCAGUUGCUUAUUAUAAGGUGAAUAUGUACGUUUAUAACUUUGGAAUUCAUACUUUUAAUAACAACAAAGGAUACAUGUUCAUGUGGGAUGAAACUGAAGGAUCUCGAGGUUCCCAAGAAAUUGCAUCGUGUCUGGUGAGACAUCUGAAAGAGGAAGCUAGUAAUUUCAAUCAUAUUGUUAUGUAUUCCGACUGUUGUACAGGCCAGAACCGGAAUAUUAAAUUAAGCUUAUCUUUGCUGAAACUUACACAAGACCCAGUAAUGUCCACAUCUUUUAUUGACCAUAAGUUCCUAGUAUCUGGACAUAGUUACCUCCCAAACGACGCUGACUUUGGUAUCAUUGAGUCAAAAUCAAGAAAAAAAGAAUUUAUUUAUGGUCCUAGAGAUUGGUUCAACUUAGUUGCAACUGCAAAAAAAACUAAUCCAUUUCAAGUAACUGAAAUGGCCAGAGAAGAAUUUGUCUCGACGAAACCUUUAGAAGACUCGAUUUGUAAUAGAAAAACUAAUACGGACGGAGGUAAAGUUAAUUGGCUAAACAUAAAAUGGCUCAGAUAUUGCAAGAAUGAACCAAACCUAAUUUUCUAUAAAGAAACGUUGCAAGAUGAUUUUCCGUUUUUUAAGAUCAACAUAGCAAGAGCUCCAGGAAAAGGAAGACCUCCCAAUUUGGUUAAUAUUGUCCAGGAGCCACUCUAUCCAAAUCGCAGGCCUGUAAAGCCAAUCAAAAAGAGGCACAUGUCUGAUUUGCUAACUUAUAUUCCGCCGCACUACCACCCAUUUUAUAAAAGUUUGCCGAUACUAAACGAGAGAACACGAACUUCAACUUCAAAACAACCAGAAACAGCGGAAAAUGUCAGUGAUAAUAACGAUUCAGAUUACAUAGAUUAG